Peronospora matthiolae is the source of this 2505-nucleotide messenger RNA. Lineage: Eukaryota; Oomycota; Peronosporomycetes; Peronosporales; Peronosporaceae. The record is from the annotation of a GenBank genome assembly.
AUGGAACAAGUCUCGAUCGGCGGCAGCAGAUACUUACUGCUUGUGGUUGACAAAGCCAGCGGUUGCAUGAAAGGCUUCUGUCUGCGGUCCAAGUCUGAGAGUGAAGACUGUAUCAAGAACCACAUUAUCAAGAUUCAGACUCAGUUCGGCACGAAGAUCAAGUUUGUUCGGCACGAUGGAGCGUAUGAGUUUGCGACCAACUCGAUCAAGACCUUCUACAAAAAUCAUGGUAUCGAACAACAGAUCACGGUACCGUAUGCACACCAGACCAACGGCACCGCAGAACGCGCGAUAAGGACCAUCGUCACGAUCGGACGCAGCUUGUUGCAUCAUGCAAAGCUGGAGAAGUGUUUCUGGGCUGAAGCGGCAAUAACGGCGAUCUACAUCAAGAACCGCCUGCCUUCACCCAAGAUCGACCACAAGACUCCGUUCGAGAUCGUGUACAAGUCGAAACCAAGUGUCAAGCACAUGCGCGUGUUUGGAUGUCGGGCGUUUAUCCUGACACCAAGGGAGAAGCGAUUGAAGUGGGACCCGAAGGCUCGUGAAGGGAUGUUCAUGGGCUACGAAGAAGCGUCAAAAGCUUAUCGAGUGUACGACAUUGAGGCGGGCCAAGUGGUGAUCAGUCGUGACAUCACCUUCGACGAAUCGACUUUUGACUUUUCGAUGGACCGACCAAGUGACGAUGAUGAAGAUGCGGAGUUGGACCUCGACCUCCUGGCGAUCAACGAGGACGACGUGCGUCAAACCGUCUACAAGCAGACUGGCAAGCGCAAGAGUGAAGCAAGACCCGGCAUGUCACGUUCAGCUCGCCCUCGAACUGGAUUGGAACAAGCAAGUGCGCCGGAACACGUCUCCAACCGUCACCAGAAACGACGAUCAAGUGCUCCAGAAACGAUGUCUGAUGACGAAGAAGAUGCGAGCGUCCACGAUCAAGAUGACGACUCGACGCCUCCAACAUUUUGGCGUGCAAGUGCAAACGUAGUGGAAGCAACGGACCUAGCAGAACCUGUGACUUUUCAAGACACGAUCAAUUGUCCUGAUCAAGCUCACUGGAGAAAUGCUGUGAAGGCGGAACUCAAGUCGAUGCAUCUUCGUGGAGUUUUUCAUGCGGCAAAACUGCCAAGAGGCCAAGGCGCGAUAGGCACCAAGUGGGUGUUCAAGAUCAAGCGCAAAGCGGAUGGAUCGGUCGAGAAAUACAAGGCGCGUCUCGUUGCCAAGGGCUUCAAGCAGAAGUACGGCAUCGACUACACAGAGACGUUCUCGCCCGUGGUCAAGUACGUGACACUGCGUAUGGUGAUCGCGAUCACCAAGUAUUUCGACUGGCCACUGGACCAACUCGAUGUGGUGACAGCCUUUCUCUACGGAGUGAUGAAGGAGAAGGUGUACUGCGUGAUACCAGAAGGCGUCGAGAUGGAUGGCGACUUCGACUGUCUCGAGUUGACUUUCGACGAGUUCGUAUGCUUUAUCGGUUUCAAAGUGUCGGCGUUUGACCCAUGUCUCUACAUCAAGGUUGUUGACGGUCACUGUGUGCUCGUGCUGGUCUACGUGGAUGACGUGUUAGUCACAGGCAGCUCGCUCGAGUUGAUUGCGCAGACGAAGGCCGAACUCAAGACGCGUUUCGAGAUGACCGACAGUGGCAAGUGUACUUUUGUACUGGCCAUCGAACUGGUGGACGAAUCGGAUGGCAGCGUGAAGAUGUGCCAGCGACGGUAUGUCAACGACAUCCUCAAGCGCUUCGGCAUGGAUGAGUGCAAGGCCACAGCAAGUCCGGUCGACUUGAGCACUCGGCUUGUCGCAAGCAGCGAAGCGGCCAAGAUCGACGUUCCGUUUCGUGAAGCUGUGGGAGCUUUGAUGCACUUGACGACUGCGACGCGCCCGGACAUUGCGUAUGCUGUGGGGUACGUCUCGCGCUUCAUGGAGAAUCCGCAGCAACAACAUUGGACGGCGGUGAAGCGCAUCUUUCGUUACUUGCAAGGGACCAAGUCGCACGGACUCCGCUUCCAGCCAAGCGACAAGAUCGACUUUCGUGGCUACUCGGACGCGGACUGGGCCGGCGACCACGCUGAUCGCAAGUCGACUUGGGGUUACACUUUCAUGCUGAUGGGUGCUCCUGUGAGUUGGGGAAGCAAGAAGCAGUCAAGUGUGUCGCUGUCGACGAGUGAAGCGGAAUACAUCGCACUGAGUCUGGCCAUCCAGGAAGGCAAGUGGGUGCAUCGCCUGCUAUGCGAGAUUUUGGCGGCCGCAAACGAACCAGGACCGGACCUCGUCAUCCGUGAAGACAACCAGUCGUGCAUCAAGAUGACGAAGAAUCCGGUGAAUCAUGGCCGCGCCAAGCACAUCGACAUCAAGUACCAUCACAUCCGUGAUGAGGUCAAGCGCGGUGAAGUGCAGCUCGAGUAUUGCGAGACUUCCGUGAUGAUGGCGGACAUCAUGACCAAGGGACUUUCGGGACCUCGCCACAAGGACUUGACGACGGCUCUCGGCAUUCGUGCGAGUUCGGAUUGA